UCGAAAUCUUUUUAAGAAGCGAUCAGUUACUUUUUAUAUUACAGUAGUAAAAUAAGUCAUCGUGUAUUAAAAUCGGACGUGAAAUCUAGUUUUUACGCAAUAGAGCCCGUCGGAUUUUACAAUAUUUUGUAGGCUGCGUUAUCAAUGUUAUUUUGGUGACAAUGAGCACUAUUUUUGAUAGACUAGGCCUACAUUUUUAAAAAUGUCUUUAACAAUUCAACAAAUCCUGCAAGACGCCAAAAAACUGUCCAGCAAAUUGAAGGAACACGAUUCGGCAGCUGAUGUGAUCCUUUCACAGACUCAGUCUGUUUAUAAAAAGAUUGAUGCAAUGAAACAGUACAAGGAUGAGGUGGGAGAGCUGAAUGAGGCUGCAAGACAACGGCCACACUCCAUCCUCAUUGCUGGCAUCCAACAGGAGAACAGACAUCUGCGGGAACUACAGCAGGAGAACCGUGAGUUGCGAGCUGCAUUAGAGGAACACCAGAAUGCCCUGGAGCUCAUCAUGAGCAAGUACCGACAACAGAUGACUCAUCUAGUCAACAUGAGUCGUCAGGACUAUCAAUCUCUCUACAAUCAACAGUACACUCAUGUGAUUGAAAAACAAGCUGACAAAAUUAGUGAGAUGGCUGCUGUUAUGAAGAUGGCUGCUAGGGUUGACGAUGACAACGGGGAUAAAGAUGAGGCAAAGAUUGUCCAGUUGACAACAGAAAACAAGGGUCUAAGAGAGCUUCUUGACAUCUCAGUGAAAUUUGGUUCAACGGCAAAUGAAGAAGAAAGAGAAGAAGAAGAACCCCUAGACACAGGAACUAUAAAACUAAAGCAUGAAAAAACAUAAAAAGACAUCAUUAAACAGAAAAGACAAUGUUUACAAAGAAGUGGGGGAAAUGUGUAAAGUUAAUAAUAAUAAACAUUGGCCAUCUUUUAAUACCUUCAAGAGAUUAGAUCAUUUUGGUGGGGUGUGUAUAACCAUCGACUUAAUAUAUUAAAGUGUAGGUGUAUCCAUAGUCAAGAGUUUAACCAAGGCUCAUAUGAAAAAUAACAAAUGUUUAACAACCUAAAAACACAAAAACUCAGUUUUAACGAGGUAAAAUUUUAUUGUUAGUUUUGUACUUUUUACACUGCUAAUCGUUUAAAAUGUUAGUAAAUAUUGUAACAAAAAAAUUUUAGUUGCUUAAAAUCUCUUGUGUUUGUAAAGUAUUUCUUGUGCAGUUUUGUGUGUAACAUGACUGAGAAUGUUGACUGGUAACCUUUUGUAAGAAUUUCCUUUGUUAUAAAUCAAUAAUGUUAAUCACAAAAAUGAUAUUGUUAAGGUAUAUAUCGCCGUUUGCAAGAAGAAAGGGCGUAAGUUCAUCUAGGCUUAUCAUAUGAACUUACGCCCCCUCAUCUUGCAAACAUAGAUACUCGAUAUGUUUGUACUAGCUGCUAUAGUUCAGUUGUUGUACUUGCAAGUUGUUUGUACCCAUGCUUUGCAACGGAAAGAGGAUGCAAAAGAGAAUAAUGUGGUUCUUAGAUCUGCUGUAUGAAAUAGAUUACACAUCCAUUAUUCAUUUUAGAAACAGAACUUUUGAUUUAAUUUGAAAAGAUUAAAUUAUUUAAUAGUGUAGGCCUACUAAACUUAAAACCCCUACCUGUACUUAAAGUCAAUAAAUCCU
Macrosteles quadrilineatus (aster leafhopper) is the source of this 1652-nucleotide messenger RNA. Its product is annotated as FGFR1 oncogene partner 2 homolog. The transcript has 6 exons. Bases 203 to 835 code for a protein of 210 amino acids. Lineage: Eukaryota; Metazoa; Arthropoda; Insecta; Hemiptera; Cicadellidae. The record is from RefSeq and is a predicted model, not a curated record.